Acanthosepion pharaonis is the source of this 618-nucleotide messenger RNA. Lineage: Eukaryota; Metazoa; Mollusca; Cephalopoda; Sepiida; Sepiidae. The record is from the annotation of a GenBank genome assembly.
AUGUGUAUAGCGUACACGUGCCGUGUUUGUGGCAGUCGAUCAACAAAAACUUUUUCCAAAGUCUCCUACGAAAAAGGAGUUGUCAUUGUGCGGUGUCCUGGCUGUAAAAAUCUACAUUUAAUUGCAGAUAAUCUUGGCUAUUUCAAAGAUGUUGGUAAAACGAAUGUUGAAGAGAUUUUGGCUGCCAGAGGAGAGAAAGUUGAGAAUUCAUAUCUAUCUAUCGCCUCAUUUAGUUCAUAUCUAUCUAUUGCCUCAUUUAGUUCACAUCUAUCUAUCGCCUCAUUUAGUUCAUAUCUAUCUAUCUAUCUAUCUAUCUAUCUAUCUAUCUAUCUAUCUAUCUAUCUAUCGCCUCAUUUAGUUCACAUCUAUCUAUCUAUCGUCUCAUUUACUGCAUAUCUAUCUAUCUGCAUAUCUAUCUAUCUAUCUAUCUAUCUAUCUAUCGCCUCAUUUAGUGCAUAUCUAUCUAUCGCCUCAUUUAGUGCAUAUCUAUCUGUCGUCUCAUUUAGUUCAUAUCUAUCUAUCUGUCUAUCGCCUCAUUUAGUUCAUAUCUAUCUAUCUAUCUAUCUAUCUAUCUAUCUAUCUAUCUAUCUAUGGCGAAAAUUGACUUGGAAACCAUAG